This is a messenger RNA of Sardina pilchardus (European sardine), 2663 nucleotides long. Its product is annotated as trichohyalin-like. The transcript has 4 exons. The record is from RefSeq and is a predicted model, not a curated record. NCBI's taxonomy places the organism in Eukaryota, Metazoa, Chordata, Actinopteri, Clupeiformes, Clupeidae. The coding region runs from base 91 to 882 and encodes 263 amino acids.
GGGAAUUUUCCUUCCUGUUACUUGUGAUACUUGACAACAACCUCCUAAAAAACUGGACAACCCAGAUCACUAAGAGAUUUAAAAGUAAACAUGAAUCAUGACAAGGGAUAUACCCUCCUGGGACCAAAAGGUGGCAUGCCAAAAUGGAAAGAAUGCUGUGGACUCAUCAAAAAAUGGUGGAAAGAAGUAUUUGUGGUUGUAUUAGUCAGCUUCAUCUUCAUCCUCGCCAUUGCAGGAUGGAUCAUGUUCACUGACUGUAAGAGUGGGACCUUGGAGAGAGAGAAACAACUCCAGGAGGAGGCUCAUAACCACCUCACAAACAUCAUACAAGACAUGACAGCUCAGGCAGAGAAGAAUGUAUCAGAUUGCAAGAGAGAGUCUGCAGCAAGAGAGAGGAAGAUUAGGGAGGAGGCUUACAAGAGAGAGAGACAACUACGGGAGGAGGCUUACAAGAACCUGACUAAAAUCGUAGCAGUCAUAACCGCUGAGGCAGAGAAAAAUGUAUCAGAUUGCAAGAACAAGUCUGCAGCAAGAGAGAGGAAGAUUAGGGAGGAAGAAGAGAAGAAGGCCUUGGAGAGAGAGAGAGAACUGAAGGAGCAGUCUGAGAAAACCCUUAAUGCGACCAUACAAGAGAUGACAGUGCAGGCUGAGAACAUCACAGCAAUGGCAGAGAAAAAGCUCAAUUCAACAGUAAACCAGAUGAGAGAAGAGGCUGAAAAAACCUUGAAGGAGAAAGUGAAGGAUAUACAACAAGAGGAGGAGAAGAAGAGAAUUGACAGGGAGAGAGAGGUGCAAGAAGAGGGUUUGAUUAAGCUCAGUGAAAGAGAAAAAGUGGAAGAGAGGAGGAAGAGAGAAAAUGGCUGGAGAAGGAAAAGGAUGUGAGAGAAAAUGAAAAGCAAAAGAGAAUCAACAGCGAAAAGAACAUCAGAGAAGAAAAACAACGACUACAAAACGAGAUAGAAAUGCUUAAAAAUGGGGAAAGCAUGUCUCUUUUAAACACAGAUCCUACGACUAUUACACUUAUUGCAGUUGGAAUAUGUCUGGUAAUAUCUAUUUUCAUUAACAUUUGUCUCACUUGUAAAACAUGUUGAAUGGCCACAUGUGGUGUUAGAAAAGUGCUUUAUAAAUAGAGUUACCUUGAUUUAACUAGGGUAUACAGCAGGGCCGGAGUGGGGCCUCUUUUCAGCCCGGGAAUUUCAGGCCCAAUACCGGCCCACUUUUCCCAUGGUAGUGGAAAUUGGAUAAAUUAAGCAACAGUUCAGCUCUUACUAUCCUGUAUUUUUUCAAUACCAUGGCUCAACAAAUAGCCUAAUGUAGGUUAAAUAAUAACCUGAGAAGUUAACAAGCAUAUUCCACUAUCCCAAGGUUGAUAAAUUAACAAAAGCAGAAAUACGUUUGAAUUUGAAACGUAUUCCACUCUUCAGCAUAAAGGCAUAUUGAACUAUUGUUUACAGUUCAAAUCCCAGUACAGUAAAGUUACACUGUGAAUAGCAACGGCAUCUAUAAGAGCAGACAUCCAUGUGGCUGAUGGACGUAAAAUGUAUCCAAAUUCACAUUUAGCCUAAUUGCUCACAGAGUACUUAUCACAAAUAAAUAGAUUUCGUGGAAGAGCUGAACUUGAGCUUUCAAACGUAGCAGCUAGGUGCUGUGAUAAACUUAACGAAACGUAACGAAAAUUAAUGUUGGUUAUUCAGUUUAAUCAUAGGCUAUUUCCAUUGUGCACACAGAGCUUCAUCCACCUCCACACCCAUUACUCUCGGUGGUAGCCUAUAUCUCCCAAACUCUAGUCAACACAUACAGUACUGUAGCUAACCAUAUAUCAAAAUAAACAGCAGACCUUAUCGGACACAAGGAUAUGAAUCAUUCCUCUGUACAAUACGCUGAUCCCAAGUAAUCCCGUUUUGAAACUGCAGCAAAUUUCUACAUGUUAUCCAACUUCAGGCUACAUUAUUAUAUUAAGCUUCCAUUCUAAUAGCAGCCCAACAGUAAUGAACUUGCUUUCUAAGUCAAAGUCUAAAUAAAAGGCAUAAUCAUGACUUGUUGUAACAGAGGUAAAUAUCGUAGCAAAUAGCCUGGUGAUGAGACAGCUUAGAAAUGUAUUUCACACUCGCUGGAGACCCUGGUGCAUAGUUGCGGUACCGGCCCUGCUAUCGGUAGCCUAUCUGAGAAAUCAUGUUUUGGAAAAAGACGUGCUAUGGACCCAACCAACUCUAUUUUGGGAGGGGAGAACUCCCUCGCAUGGUAGGCUACAGCCCAUGCAGAGGCUGCGGUGUCAGAAUGCGGAGCGUCUGUAGCCUACUUUAAGAGGAGAUGGACUAACGUGACAAAUGUAAAAUAAAUAAUAAAAUUCUCGACCGGCCCAAAAGUGAAGCGCCCCACCGGGAAAUCUCCCGAUUCUCCCGAUUACCCACCCCGGGCCUGGUAUACAGUAUGUAGAAUUACAUGAACCUUUUGUGUAGGUGUGUAUUUAAGGUAGGGUAUACAGUAUGUUGAAUUACAUGUGUGUAUUAAAGGUAGGGUAUACGGUUUGUAGAAUUACAUGAACCUUUAGUGUAGGUGUGUACUUAAGGUUGUGUUACACUUGUAUUCUUGCCUUGGCCUAGACAUACAGCACAUUUACUUUUUAGAAGUGCAUACUAUUUUUGAGGAUAUUAGAAUUUUUU